AUGGAUACCAACUCGUCGUCAGAGGCCAGCGGCACCUAUCCAGAGGAGAAGUUACAGGAAAAGAUUCGUCGGUUAUGUGAAGCGCCCCAGAACGGUCGGCUGAAGAGGGUUUUUAUAGAAAACGUCUGGCCAGAAUUGGAAGAGACCUAUAGUAUGAUGGCUAGAGCCCUAGUCGAUUACUGGAAGCGCCGACUCGUUAUAUAUAGGAUCCCAGCCAUGGUCGAGGGGCGACAAAAGUCCGCCGAAUCCAUUAGGAAAUCCAUGGACCGCCGGGAACAGGCCCGGAUCAACCAGAGAUCAGCGGGGCCGUACAAAAGCCUCGAGGAGAUAUUCUACGACGUCCAUGACCUCGCAGGCAUUCGAAUUGUCGUGGAUUUUACACCGCACGUCGAGGAGGUUGUCAAGCGCAUCAAGCAAAGCUUUAAGCCAACAAAAGCCCCCAGCAUCUGGCCCCCUGGUCGCCCAGUCGGGCAACUCUGGAGCGCCUUGUUUGGAGCCUAUCAAGGCUCUAAUCAUCCCGUGAAGCUCGACUCUGAUAUAGACGAGACUCUACAACGAUACAGCGACGUCACAGUAGAGAUUCAGGUCACGUCCCUAGCGGAGAGCCUGUACAACCGUCUGGCUCAUCCUUUGCUGUAUAAGAAAGUUUCAGGGACCCUUUCGCGUAAAGAAGAGAUGGUGAUCGACCUAUCACAUGGGCUGUCUCUAUGCUACUCUAUCUGCCUUCUCCUCAUGCAAGACAAGCUAGAGCAACCGCCGCAGAGCGCGGAGCAACCAGCAAUGCUGUGGGGUGCCAUCAGAGGGGCUGCAAUCACACCUGGAGAGGGGGAGCAGGACAAACACCUUGCUGCGUUGGCGGAUCAGAUGCCUGGCCCGGUACCUCACGAUUCAAGCCACCAAAUAGCAAAUGAGGGUGGGUCUCAGCCCUCCGCUAACCCGGUCCUCCCUGUGGCUACGUGCUUGAACAUGCUCCAUCAUGCAAGGGCAAAGGAACCAUCGCCAGAUCAGCUUUGGGAAUGGAUGACUAUCAGCUUGAAAAAUGCAGUUCAGGAGGCUGCGAAGCCCCCAAUACUGCUUCCGACCUGGGAAGAGGCUCGUUUUGAUAGUGAAGACGUUCAGAGCCGCUCAAAAUGCUACGAAGGUACCCAGAAUGAUGCAAGAUCUCGCAUAAAGGCGUGGGUAAAGGAUUCUCAGGCACCGACCCUGUUUUGGUUGCAUGCUCCUGUCGGUACAGGCAAAUCGACAUUGGCACGGACGAUUAUCGAUGAUCUUUCCAAGGACGGGAACCUCGCCGCUGGCUAUUUCUUUAGACGUGGAGAUGUGGAUCGAAACAACAUAUCUCGAAUCUUCCCUACCAUCGCCAUUCAGCUCCUGGAAACUCUGCCUGCCUUUGAACCAUUGCUUCGGAAGUCUACGAAUGCCCAUUCUAGCGAAGCCAUCCUGAGCACGUCUCUGGAAAAUCAAUUCGAGAUGCUCCUCAAAACACCACUGUCGGGAAUGCCUCCAGUCAGUCAAGAUAAACCAGCCAUGGCUAUCAUCAUUGACGGGUUGGACGAAUCUAAUCGGAACAAGAGCCCGAGCCGGCUUCUCCGACUUCUCCGCCUACUCGCAUCUCUGGAGGCCAUGGAAUGUCUACGGCUCUGUGUGCUCAUUACUAGCAGAAAAUCACAUGCGAUCCCCGAUGCCUUUGAGAAUCUCGAAAAAGAGGGCCAAUCCUACUGUGAGCUUGCGCUAGAUGAGGAGUAUAAGAUUCAGAUGACGGCCGACAUACGGCAGUACCUGAAAAGCGAAUUCAGAGCAAUCAAGCAGAGAAAAGGAAUACAGGUCGACCCUUGGCCAACACUAAAGGAUUUCGACCUCCUUGUCUCCGAGGCUACCACACCUUCACCUCUAUUCAUCUACGCCUCGAUCCUCAUUGGCUUCGUUGAUCAAACGAAGCUAGGAUGCGAACCUACUGCUCAGCUACAGAAUUGGGUAGAUGGGUGCUAUCGAAAAGAAUCUCGACUGGAUGAAAUGUAUACCCAGAUCCUCAGCGACAUUACAGAAUGCGACCAUGAAGCCGAAUCAAAGUUGCUAGACAUCGUGGGCUCUAUCGCCUCACUCGAGAGGCCAUUAUCUAUGAAAGCACUCGCGGCACUUCUUGAUAUUUCCGAAGGCGUAAUGAACGAGUUGCUGAAAAGUCUUCAGGCGGUUCUAUACCUCCCGGGUGACAAGGAAGAACCUGUCAGAUUGGCUCACGAUUCUUUCAGGAGCUUCCUAUUCCGGACUCAGCUGCCGGGAAAGACUUCUUCUUUUCGUAUCAGCAAGCCAGAGGCACAUCGCACAUUGGCAACUAAAUGUCGAAAGCGAAUGGUACGGCUUCAGGGAGGGCUUCGAAAGGACCUCUGCGGCUUCUCCAACUUGGGCCAUUGA
This is a messenger RNA of Fusarium sp. VM40, 2412 nucleotides long. The record is from the annotation of a GenBank genome assembly. Lineage: Eukaryota; Fungi; Ascomycota; Sordariomycetes; Hypocreales; Nectriaceae.